Messenger RNA from Lecanosticta acicola, 1321 nucleotides. Lineage: Eukaryota; Fungi; Ascomycota; Dothideomycetes; Mycosphaerellales; Mycosphaerellaceae. The record is from the annotation of a GenBank genome assembly.
AUGGCCUCAGCAGUCCCGGCCAAGCUCAAGGCCGCCGCACCAGACGUGCAGAGAUUCGUCACAAGAGCUGCGCAGCUGGAAAAGUUCCGGCCGAUAGUCUCUUACUGGUGUACGCAGCCAGCUUCCACCAUCCGUAUUGCUUUGCUAAGAUGAUUGAAUUGCAGGCGAAUACUUCGUCCUUCAGCAGAUCCUCAAUCGACAACUGCACACCCAAGACGAGGAAUGCACGCAAUACGCCAUGCAAUUGAUGGAUAAAAUGGAAGCCUACAAGGCGACCAACGCUUCGAACGACGCAGUAAUAGACGACGUUGCAGCAAAAGCAUACAUUGAGAACUUUGCAUUGGACACAUUCAGUAGAGGCGACGAAGCGCAGAGGAAUAAUAAGGUCACAAAACAGACGGCGGACACAUUUCAAGCAUCGGCCACCUUUAUGGACUUGCUGAGCAUAUGGGGACCACUUGAGCCAGAGAUUCAGGCCAAGCUCAGGUUCGCAAAAUAUCAUGCUCUGAGGAUAGCCAAGGCAAUCAAGGCUGGGGAGGAUCCGAAUGCGACAAAUCCAGCAGUCGAGCCAGAGCCAAAACCUGACGGGGAAGUGGAUGAUGGCAUUGAAGCCGAAUUGAAGGAUAUGGAGAACGAUACCGGAGCCUACAAGAAGCCUACAGUUGAGAGUGCGCCUGAUAACCAGCAGCCAUCAAGACCUCAGUCGACAUUCCAGACGGAUCCAUUGCAGCAUCCACUUGCGGGAACAAACAACGUCUCCGCGACCACUACUCACCCCACCGAGCCUGACGUCUCGCCUAUCGAACCAACCGACAACAUCAAUAGCAGAGCAGGAUCUGUCGGCGGCGGCUACUUCCCUUCUGUACCUGAUGCACCAAGUAACGUCAAUGUCGUGGCUCCUGUAGGCCAACCACCCUCGUCCAUGUCUACUUUCGCGACAGCCGACCCAGCAGACUUCUAUAGUGAUGCGCAGCCGCAAGGUCCCACAGCACCGGGUCCAUCCGAUCUCGGUAUUGCCAGUCCGGACAGGCUCCAUCGGUCUACUCCGCACCAGAUGGUCCCGCAACCACCUGCUGCCGCUGCUGCUCCAAUGCCGGCGCCUAAGCCCCCGGUGGUCGCCCCUCCGCCUGUUCAAGCACCACCAGCUCAAGCCACCAUUAACCUGACUGGACCACCUCCUGGUGGAUACAAAACUGACGAUGAAUCGAUUCUGGCGGCACAGAAACAUGCCAAAUGGGCCAUUUCCGCACUCAACUUUGAGGACGUCGACACAGCCGUUAAGGAAUUGAGAAUAGCGUUGAACAACUUAGGUGCCAGUUGA